CGGCGCUCCGCCUGCUGCCGGGAGAUUCCCGUGGGGAGCCGAGGCGAGAGGUGGUGUGCUACGCUGUGCUGUGGGCCAUGAGUGCGUGAGAGCGAUAGCGCAGUGUCUGGGAACGAGAGCGCCUGCGGCCACUUCCAGGGAAAGAUGCCACAGACACCUCCCUUUGCAGUAAUGUUUGACAGCAGCGGCUACAACAGGAACCUGUAUCAGUCAAAAGAAGACAACUGUGGAGGGCUCUGCUAUCAUGACAACAAUCUCCUGUCUGGGUCUCUGGAAGCUCUUAUUCAGCACUUAGUACCCAAUGUCGACUACUAUCCUGAUAGGACGUACAUCUUCACCUUCCUUCUCAGUUCACGUCUGUUCAUGCAUCCAUAUGAGCUCAUGGCCAAAGUCUGCCACCUGUGCGUUGAGCAACAGAGACUUAGUGAGCCUGGCCUGGACAAGAACUGGAUGCAAAAAAUUGCACCGAAAAUCCUACAGUUAUUGACUGAAUGGACAGAGACUUUUCCUUACGAUUUCCGAGAUGAAAGAAUGAUGAGGAACUUAAAGGAGUUGGCACAAAGAAUAGCCAGUGGGGAUGAGAUGUAUCGGAAGAAUGUACAGCAGCUCCUCCAGAACCUGAUCCGGAAGCUCGCUGCUGUCAGCCAGUACGAGGAAGUGCUCGCAAAAAUCGAUGCCACAUCCACAGAUCGCCUCACGGUUCUGAAGACCAAGCCCCAGUCCAUCCAGAGGGACAUAAUCACAGUCUGCAAUGAUCCCUACGUGUUAGCUCAGCAGCUGACACACAUAGAGCUUGAGAGACUCAAUUAUAUUGGACCAGAAGAAUUUAUCCAGGCGUUUGUGCAAAAGGAUCCUUUGAAUAAUGACAAGAGCUGCUAUGGAGAUCAAAAGAAGACUCGGAAUCUCGAAGCCUAUGUGGAAUGGUUUAACAGGCUCAGUUACUUAGUUGCAACAGAAAUCUGUAUGCACGUGAAGAAGAAGCACAGAGCAAGAGUGAUAGAAUAUUUCAUUGAUGUGGCACGGGAAUGUUUUAACAUUGGCAACUUUAACUCCUUAAUGGCUAUUAUUUCUGGCAUGAACAUGAGUCCUGUGUCUCGAUUAAAGAAAACCUGGGCUAAAGUGAAGACAGACAAAUUUGAUAUUCUUGAGCAUCAGAUGGACCCUUCUAGCAAUUUUUAUAAUUACCGAACUGCUCUGCGUGGAGCCACUCAAAGGUCCCUGACAGCUCAUAGCAACAGAGAGAAGAUCGUGAUACCUUUCUUCAGCCUCUUGAUCAAAGAUAUUUACUUCCUCAAUGAGGGUUGUGCCAAUCGUCUUCCAAAUGGUCAUGUCAAUUUUGAAAAAUUUUGGGAAUUGGCAAAACAAGUCAGUGAAUUUAUGACAUGGAAGCAAGUGGAGUGUCCUUUUGAAAGGGAUUGGAAGAUUCUGCAGUACUUGCUUACUGUCCCAGUCUUCAGUGAUGAUGCACUUUACUUGGCUUCCUAUGAAAGCGAAAGUCCCGAGAAUCACAUUGAAAAGGACAGAUGGAAGACACUAAGGUCAGCGCUUCUGGGCAGAGUCUAGUGCACAAAAUGUCUGGUGUUGCUGCAUUAUGUGGAUUACCAAGGGGCACGGCUUGGUUUAUUCUUCUGUACACUGAGUGGCAUUCAAAGUGAUGAACAAUGUGCAAGUCAGUUGUGAUAGUGUGUCAGCAAAGAUGAAAGAAGUUUAACUCAAGAACAAACAGGCAGCUUCUCACAUCUGACAGAUGAGAUAAAAUCACAGCCCACUCAGCUGUGAUUCAGGCUUAAGUAUUGAUUGAGAACAGUGCUGACAGAAUCCUUUGAAGAUCUCAGAUGUCACCUAUGAAUCAUUUCACACCUGGAUGGAAUAUUCUUUCCUUUCAUUUUUGCUGGAGCUUGCUGCUAUGAGGACUCUGCCGAGUUUGCAGCAGAUUACAAAGGGAAAAUAUAUUCACCAUUCCUUUCAGUGAAACCCAAGCCUGCAUUGAAGAUUUCCUAUUCCUAAUAAGCUGAAUAUAGCCCAGAAGUUUGCCUGAUUGGGAUUGCUGAGAAGGGAAAGGACUGGACGCAACAAACUGGCUGCUGAGGAGAGUUUCUCUCCACCACUAUCAUAGUGGCUGUGGUUUUUUUCUUUUUCCAGUAUGUUUUUGAGUUGGCUGCUGGGAGGCAAACUCAUUAUUAUUGUAAGUUAUUUAAAAAAUAUAUAGUAAUAAAAAUCAAGGCUGUGGUAGAAAAUACACCUGCUAUAAAAAUAUAGGACUUAUGUAGCUCUGCAAUUUCUAGGGAGGUUGUUUCUUUUGUUCACUUCUUUACAACUAACCACUUCAUGUUAUGGACAUUCUUAUUUUUACUGUAUGGUAUGGUUUUGUUCCUAUAAUUUUCCAUUCUUGACUUUCUUCUUGUAUUAGCUUGAACAAGCUGACUUUUCUAGAAUAGUCUUUGAGAAACUGGUGUACAAACUGCAUUGAAAUAUGAAAGUAUGUUUUCAUUGAGUAAUUUUUAUAACUGCUCUUUUUUGAAACGCUGACAAUGGAGAACACAAUCCACUUUGACUGAAACAGCAAGAUG
Messenger RNA from Empidonax traillii (willow flycatcher), 2570 nucleotides. It is a transcript of the gene RASGEF1B, whose product is annotated as RasGEF domain family member 1B. NCBI's taxonomy places the organism in Eukaryota, Metazoa, Chordata, Aves, Passeriformes, Tyrannidae. Gene Ontology annotation, molecular function: guanyl-nucleotide exchange factor activity. The record is from RefSeq and is a predicted model, not a curated record. Bases 145 to 1563 code for a protein of 472 amino acids. Gene Ontology annotation, biological process: positive regulation of GTPase activity; Ras protein signal transduction. The transcript is spliced from 14 exons. Gene Ontology annotation, cellular component: plasma membrane.